Messenger RNA from Erinaceus europaeus (western European hedgehog), 3223 nucleotides. RefSeq names its product NLR family pyrin domain containing 5 (gene NLRP5). The record is from RefSeq and is a predicted model, not a curated record. Lineage: Eukaryota; Metazoa; Chordata; Mammalia; Eulipotyphla; Erinaceidae. Bases 1 to 3171 code for a protein of 1056 amino acids. The transcript is spliced from 10 exons. Gene Ontology annotation, cellular component: subcortical maternal complex; mitochondrion; cytosol. Gene Ontology annotation, molecular function: protein binding. Gene Ontology annotation, biological process: regulation of inflammatory response.
AUGAAGGAAGCAGUGCCAUCACCCUUCUCCAGAUGUGGGAUGCUGUGGUGCUUCCAGCAGCUGAGCCAUGAAGAGUUCCAGACCUUCAAACACUUGCUCAGAGAGAGCAAGGCAGCCCUCAGGCUGCCACAGACCUUCACAUGGGAAGAUGUGCAGAAUGCCCACGCAGAGAAACUGGCCUCUAUCCUACACCAGCAGUGCCCAGCAUCACUGGUCUGGGCGACAGCCAGCAGCAUUUUGGAGCAGAUGAACCUGUCAUUGCUCACUGAGGUGGCCAGGGAGAAGAUGAAAAGUCUGGAGGAGAAGCAGUCUCAGUACAAGAUCCACAUGAUGAGUAAGUUCGCCACGAAACUGGAGGGACAGCAGGACCUCACACAGCUUGCCUGCGACAUCCUAGAGAAGGAAGUGUUGGCUGCAGCCUUCAGCCCAGAGCUCAGCGGUUUCCGGCCCCACACGGUGGUCCUGCACGGGAUGCCCAGCUGCGGGGAGUGGGCGCUGGCCAGGGCGGUGCAGCUGUGCUGGCUGCAGGGCGAGUUGUACCAGGACCUGUUCUCCUACGUGCUCCUCCUGCGCCUCGGGGCCCUGCAGCCCAGCGAGGAGAGCAGCCUGGCUGAGCUCCUCUGUGCGGAGUGGCCUGGUGCCCCGUUGCCGGACAUCCUGGCUCAGCCCGAGCUGAUGCUGCUGGUAGUGGACGGCCUGGACGGCCUGGCGGAUGCGCUGGGGGAAGAGGCGGAGGCCCGGGCAGGGUGCAUGUGCACCGACUGGACGGAGCGGGUCCCGGUGUGGGUGCUGCUGCGGGAGCUCCUCUGCAAGGCGCUGCUCCCCAAGUGCUCACUGCUGCUCACCGUGGGGGACGGGGCCCUGCCGGCGCUCGGGCCCUGGCUACAAGCGCCCCGCUUCCUGUGGGCAGGGCAGCUGUGUGCUGGCCAGCUGGAAGAGCAGCCCCAGACAGAGCCAGGCGCCGCGGAGGGGGUCUCUGCUGAGUGUGCGCCAGCCAGCCAGGUGCCGGGGGCCCCGCAGAACCAGGCCCUGGGCGGACAGACUCCAGCCACACAAGCCAUCUGGAGCCUGGGCGAAUGGACCCCGGCCAGACAGGCCCUCUGGAGGCUGGGCAGAGGCCUGGCUCUGAGCAGGCUGUGGCUGGGGGCGUCGGAGCAGCAGCGCCUGAGCGCAGACAAGGGGGCCAAGCUGGUGGCGCUGUGCAGGCUGGCGGCCGCGGGGCUGCAGGCCGGGCGCCUGGAGCUCCCCAGGGAGAUGGUGCAAGCACGCGGGCUGAGCCCCGAACACCUUCAGGACCUGCUGGGCACCCAGGUGCUCGUGCCCCAGCGAAGCCCAGAGGGCGUCUCCACUUUUUCCUUCCCACCUGGCCUGCAGCCGCUGCUCACAGCCCUACACUUUGUCCUGGACGAGGUGGAGCCGCUGAGAGACCCCGACCCGCAGCUUCUGGGUGUCAACGCCCAGCCUCUGGACCCUCACUGCCACGUCGACCACCUGCUUCCCAUGGUGCGGUUCCUGUACAGCCUCAUGAACGAGGAGGCGACACAGACCCUGGAGACUGUGCUGGGCCGGCCCCUGAGCCCCAGGGUGCGCUGGGACCUGCAACACUGCGUGUCCCUGCUGGGCCACAGGGCCGCCGCCCACACCGACGUCUUGGAAGCCUUCUACUGCCUAUUUGAGACUCAGAACCCCAACUUCGUGCGCUCAGCGCUGAGCGGCUUCCAGGAGCUGUGGCAAACCCUCUUGCUGCCAGCCGACCUGCACGUGGUGGCCUUUUGUCUGCAGCACUGCCCACACCUGAGCAAGCUCCGCCUGGAAGUGAGGGUGUUCUACCCCCUGGACGUGACUAACAGAAUCUCAAGGCUGCAAAAGAACUCUGUGGCUGAGUCCUGGGAGAAGCUCUGCUCCAUGUUUGGUACCAACUCAGAACUCCACCAACUUGACCUCAGCAGCAGCAUCCUGACAGAAGGGGCCAUGAAGGUCCUCUGUGCAAAGCUGUGUCAGGCUACCUGCAAGAUCCAGAAACUGACGUUUAAGUAUGCCCAGAUACCCCUUGGUCUCAACUGUCUCUGGAUGACACUUAUUUCUAACCAUAACAUUAAGCACCUGGACCUGCAAGGCACUCCCCUGCUGUAUGAAGAUGUACAGAUGGCAUGUGAGGCACUGAAACACCCUAGCUGUGUGCUGGAGUCUUUGAGGCUGGAUAGCUGCGGACUGACCGAAGACUGCUGCUCCCUCAUCUCUCAGGUCAUCACCGGGAGCCCCAGCCUCCAUUUUCUGAGUCUGGCAGGAAACAAUCUGUUGGCCAAGGGCCUGAAGCUGUUGUUCACCUCCCUCCAGGCCUCACAGUGCUGCCUGCAGAGGUUGGGCUUGGGGAGCUGCGACCUCCAAGCCUCUGCCUGCCAGGAUCUCACCUUUGGGCUCUCCAAAAACCUCAGCCUGACACACCUGUCUCUGUCUGACAACAAGCUGGGGAGCAAUGGCAUGAACCUGCUCUGCCUGUCCAUCUGUCUGCCCUCUUGCCCUCUGCAGAGGCUCACACUCAAUGAGUGUGACUUGGAUGAGACCACCUGUGGCCUCCUUGCCAUUGCUCUCCAGGGGAAAAGCCACCUGACACAUCUGAGCCUGAGUGUGAACCCCUUGGGAGAUGGUGGGGUGACUCUUCUGUGUGCAUCCCUGAAGACACCGUGCUGUCACCUCCAGGACCUUGAACUGGUGAGGUGUGAUCUCACUGAAGCUUGCUGCGAGAAACUGUCCUGUGUGAUCACAGAAAACAAACGCCUGAAGAGCCUGGAUCUCGGUGGCAACGCACUGGGUGAUGCUGGGGUGCUAGCCCUGUGUAAGGGGCUGAGGCAGGAGCACAGCUCACUGAGGAGACUUGGCUUGGAGGCCUGUGGGCUGACCGCUGAGUGCUGCGAGGCCCUGGCAGACAGCCAGCACCUGACCAGCCUGAACCUGCUGCAUAAUGACUUGGGAGAGGCUGGGCUGAAGAGGCUGUGUGAGGCCUUUGCCUGCUCCACGUGCAGCCUACAGAGGCUGGGGCUGUGCGUCUGGCAGAACCCGGCACCCAUGCAGAAGCUGCUGGACAAGCUGCAGCAGCUCAGGCCGCAGCUGGAGAUGGGGGAAGACUGGUACACCUGGGGUCAAGAGGACAGGUUCUGGUGGAGAUACUGAAGAUGGGCGUUCUCUGCACACACCUGACCACAGGAAGGGACUUCAAGUUCUC